UGUUUUCCACCCAGCUCUGCACCUGCUCUCUGUCCUGACUACGCCCCUGCUGCCAUCGCUCCGGGCCUCCGGGCGCGGUCACGCGCCGGCGCGCUAACUUGGGCCCACCCCUGGCCUCGCCGUGGGCCCACUCCUCCUUGGAGCCGGACCAUCUUUGUUGCACACCUUAGAACUGUAAAGCCACGCCCCCACGGACAUGCCGCGCCCACGUUCACGUUCCAAACACCAGAAGUCCAAGAGCAGAAACCGGAUAGGAAACGUAACUGAGGACCAACUGGAACUGUGUUCCUACCAGCUUCCCAGCCGACUUUAAAUGCUAGCGGGGUGCAUGGAGUAAGCACACUCCUCUACUUCCUGAUGGAUGUCUCCUUCAGACGACUUUUUUAGGGCCACUACAGUGAGACAAAACAACAAUAACAUCACAGGAGAACAUACAAGAAGAUCCAAGGCUACGGAAGGUGCAGAAAAUGCUUUUAAAGUGAGACUUAGUCUCAGAACAGCUCUGGGAGAUAAAGCAUACGCCUGGGAUACAAAUGAAGAAUAUCUCUUCAAAGCGAUGGUGGCUUUCUCCAUGAGAAGAGUUCCCAACAGAGAAGCAACCGAAAUUUCCCACGUCCUACUUUGCAACGUAACCCAGCGCGUGUCAUUCUGGUUUGUGGUUACCGAUCCUUCAAGGAAUCACACCCUUCCUGCUGUUGAGGUACAGUCAGCCAUAAGAAUGAAUAGGAACCGGAUCAACAAUGCCUUCUUUUUGAAUGACCAGACUCUGGAAUUUUUAAGAAUUCCUGCCACUCUUGCACCACCUACUGACCCAUCUGUGCCCAUCUGGAUUAUUAUAUUUGGUGUGAUGUUUUGCAUCAUCAUAGUGGCAACCAUGCUAUUGAUUUUGUCAGGAAUCCGGCAACAUAGAAGGUAAGAUAUUUAAAGGGAGUGAUUUAAAGAACAUUUUCUUGUUUACUCAUGACUUGGAAAAACAAGGAGAGGAUUUUCCCCUAGAUGAAGAAAAUGUGUUAUAUCUGAAACUGAAAAAAUUGGUGGUUUUUCAAAAUAUCACUUAUGCUCUUGUUUUUGGAGACUUUUUGGAGUCCAUGUCCCUUAGUUAACUAUGGGUCCUUCCAUUACUAUCUUUCUUUCUAUUCUGUUUUAUAUCUAGAGUUGGUUUUAAUAUCUGGGUUAUGAUUUUGUAAGCUGGAUAUACAGAGCUAAGCAGACUUUUUGGGUAGGCAGAGUUAAUCUUUGCUAGUCAUCCACCUCCAAAGACUAGUAGUUCCGUAGUCCUUUUCAUGCCUCCUCACCUUGGCCUGCCUUUUCCAGUGCCUGCAGCCUCCACCUUGUACUACACACUUUUGCGAUGUUUUAUAUUCCCUCCCUUUGAUGGAUGCUCUUCCCUCUAGUGCCUAUGAUUUUAUAUAGACCCGUGUUCUUCACAGUGGCCUUUGAAUCAACUUCCUGCAUCAGAAUUGCCUGGAACACUUGUUUAAAAUAUAGGUUCCUUUGCCCUACCACAGACCCACUAAAGUCGAUUCUCUGAAGGAGGUGCAUUCUUUUAACUGAAGUUUAGUUGAUGUACAAUUGAAGAAAAUAUGUUUUAAUGAAUAUCUAGGCUAUUCUAAUUCACUUAGUUUCAGAGCUUCCAAAUUAAGUACUUACAUUUAGAUUCCCACUCCUGGAGUUCAUUUAGCUGGAUUCUGGAGCACAUGCAAACUUUGCUGUCAAAUUUAUUGGUAUUAGAGAAUUUCAGACCAGUGGGAGAGUUAUUUAGGUAGAGAGGAGACAAGAUUUCUUAGCACAAUGAAAGGAGAAAAUAAUUUUGUUUACAAGCACCUCUGAUCCAGAGGGGAAGUGAAGAGAGUCCUUAACUCUUCAGUAGACACUCUGAUGCUUCUAAACCUUCCCUUCUGAUACCAAGGAAGAGGAAUUCUGGUAAGUGGAAUCACAGGCACACACAUUGGUUUUCAAAACGGUUGGUUCCCACAGGGGACAUGCAGGUUGUGUUUGGCCAAGUGUGUGUUUGACUAAAUGUUUCUCCUGAGACUUUCUACUUUCCAUAUUGUUCACCCUGGUUAUUAGCAGAAGGUAAUCAUUUUAAAUUGGGGGCUUUAUAAUUUUUUUCACAAAUGGUAAGUGAAAUGCUAUGGAAUAAAUGUGAUUUAUGUGUAGUGCCCAAAUUAAGCUCAAAGAUUGAGAUCAAGUUGUACUUGCUUGCUUUUAUUGCUCUUGGCAUGACACAUAAUGCUGAGAGGCUUGGUACAAAUUAUUAAUCUGUUUUGUUUUGUUUUUCAGAAUAUUAAGAAAUAUUCUCUUGUAGUAUUUGAAUACCUAUGUUUAAUAGUUUUAAGUUUUAUAUUAAUCCUGAAAUGCUAGGAUUCUAUGGUUUCCAACAACUGUAACCUUUGUGAAUUCACGCCAUCUCCUUGGUUCCCAAUUUCCUCACUAGUACAAUAUGGUGAAGGAGGUAGAAGAAUGGGCUCUGGAGAUAGACUGCUUGGAUUCAAAGUAUUUAUUGCCUAGACUCUGCUCUUGUAUGUAAUCCAUUAACUGCAUGGAUAUCAGGAAAUACAGGCAAUGAGUCAGGGAAACCAAGCUCAAGAGGAUAUGGUUUGUGGUGCUCGAGUCAAGUUGGUUAAAUUUUUCUUUACUGUCUGUGCGUAGAUAACUUUGCUCGAGUGACAGUGAGGUAUAUUAGAAAGAAUUAAUUUGCUGGGAUCAAAAGAGUUAAUAGAGUUCUUGAAGUAGUGCCUGGCACUACUGCUGUUAGCUGUUACUGUUAUUUUAUUAUCCUGCCAGUUGCUGGUCUUUCAGCUCGUUAGUGCUGGGAUCAGCUAUCUCUUCCUUCUGAGCAGAUUCUGCAGUAAUAUAAUAACUGAGUGUGUAGCAUCAUAAUCUGUUGCCCAGGAGAAGGGAGGCUGUUGUCACAACCUUGCCUUCACAAAUUUAGUUCAUGUUCAAACCAGGAAACAGAUGGACAAAUCUCCUGUGUCAACCUGGAGAGCAUCAAUAAUUAGCAAAUAGAGUCAGGACAGUUAUGACAAUCUUCUGAAGAGGAAUUAAUUUGUUGGGUUUUACAUUUGGUACGGAAAAAAUUUGGUGGGUUUUUCUUGGGCAAAGUAUUGCUUCAAAGGUGGGGAAAGAGUGCAGUUUGAAGUGGGGAGAGCCCUGAUCAUUGUGAUGAAAGCCUUUUCUAAUUGUGGAAAAAUAGGAGUUGCCCCUGAAAGCCUUUAGUGGUGAGGAAGACAAAGAUUUGUUCAAGAAUCCAAUUCAUACAUUAGAUAAUAAUGAACAUAGUUUGUGUGAUACAAAAUCUUAAACCUAGAAGACGAGGAGGGACCACAGGGUCAUCUGAAUCACCAUUCUGCUUCUGCAGAGAAGAGUGCCCGUGUCGUCUGAGACAUGUGCAUCUUUAUACUUACUACUGAAGAAAUUGCUCAAGUAAAGCUUUAACUAUUCUGGUAGCUGUGUCAAUAACAGCAUUCCUUUGACUGUUCAGAACCGCUGGGUGGAAAGUAUGCAGUCACUGGGGGCCCAAACUAGGUGAACUCAAAUACUAGUUAUACCCUUUAGCUGAGUGACCUUGGUUGCAUCAUGUAAUUUCUGUGGGUCUGUUUCUCCAUCUGUUAUAGGGAGAUAAUGUCUCACAGGACUUAAAUGAGGAUUGGGUGAAAAAAUGUGUAUAAAAUACCUAGGUUAUAGUAUGUACUAAAUAAACAGUAAUUAGUAUUAUCCAAGAUGAGCUUAACCCAUUUCUGUGAUUAAGGGAUGCUGGAAAAAGAUCUCUUUUCCAUCCAGAUAUUGCCACCGUACUGCAGAAGAUUUUCCAGUUCAAUGGCUUAUUGCUUGAGAUUUUAUUAGUUAACAAACACCUAUUUGAUUUUUUAUUUUUUCAUAAAUAUUUUAUUUUAUUUGACCAUGGAAGUUUAUCAGUAUAUAUUUGACUAUGUUCCUCAACCAAUAUAACUACAAAUGAGGUACAGCAAUGCCAUUCCAACUGCAUGAUUUUAAGAAAUUUAUUCUGACAUGGUGCCUAGACAUUUUCUCCCACAAAUUAGCCCCACUCCUAAGGAUCAAGCAAGGUUGGCGAUGGUCUUUGGAGAAUAUGGUCUUGACCAUGGGCUCAAAUCUCAGGUAGAGUUGGGUUUUUUUUGGUUUUUUUUUUUA
Molecule: messenger RNA, 4155 nt
Organism: Delphinapterus leucas (beluga whale)
Lineage: Eukaryota; Metazoa; Chordata; Mammalia; Artiodactyla; Monodontidae
Source: RefSeq, a predicted model, not a curated record